AUGGCGUAUAUCUCGAUGUCUCCUCCUCACCGGCGGCCGCUGAUGCGCGGUUGCGCCGUAAAUCUGCGCGACGCAGAACAAGAACUGCUUGUCGAAGGAGAACUCACGUUCCUCAACUCGAUCGGACCGGCGACGAAGGUCUGUGGCGAGUUGGUUGCGAUCAACCCGAAAACGGGCUAUGACGAAAUCGCAGAUCCGGAACGGUUCCAGCGACAAAUGCCUGAUGCGCAGGCUAGAGCAGUUUCUGACGUCAGCAUCGUCUUCGACGACGAGGAGGAAAGCGACACGCGAUGGUAUUGGCGGCUACAUGUUUUUCACCCUUCCCAGAUAGUGAGAGACAUCGAAAGAGAUGCGGCGUUAUCGCCGAAACAGGCGAUCAACCUCUUCAAUGCAGCUACCGAGGACGGUAUUAUCGAUUUUGAUUUCGUUCCUGAACCGAUGGCGCAGUCACAGCGAACUAGCGCGUCACCGGAUUCGCACGUAGAAACGCUGCAGAAACUAACAGAAGCUAUCCAAGCUUCAACUGCACAGCAGACGGAGAAUAGCUCCAAUAGCAUGCAAGUUUUAGCAGAAGCCAUUACCAACCAACUUGGAAACGCAGCAGCAGACCAAGAAAACGGCUUUCGGUCACUCGCAAGCGCACUUCGCGAGCAAUCGAAGGCGAGUACGGGCACCACCGAGACCUCUGCGGCGGAGCGCAACAAGAGAGAGGUGCAGAAGCAAGUUGCUUCGGUGAAAAUGGCGGUGGGAACCAAACUCGUUUUCGGUACGGCACGCGAGUUUGAAACGCAGCUCGAGGUCUACACUCAGGCGUGCAGCGACGCGGGUUUGACCGAUUCCAAAGCAUGGGUUCGCACUUUAAAGGCGUGCUCCCAGGAGCUUAGCAACGCUGCGGCUUUCAUGCAGGACUUUGUCUUGUCGGUUGGUAGCGACAAGCUUUACUCCGACACGGAACUAGACGAGGAUGCGUGGACAAAUCUCAGACGGCAUCUCGUUGGCGAAUUUCUGCCUACAAAAGCGGGCGUCAGUACGAGCAAGAAGCCGCGCGACGUCAUGAAAGAGUACAGCGAGGUCAAGGCCUCUGCGGACGAAAUGUCUACGGUGAAGAAAUUCGAAAAGUUCAUCACUCGCUACCGGAUUGCGCGUAUGCGCAUGCAGCAGGCUGGACUGAUCAUCCAAUCGAUUCGCGAGGUCGAAGACGUGAAGUUGAAGCUGCUGCCGGAGGCAAUUGCCUAUCUCGAAGCGCUACCAGAAUUGUCGCAGCCUAACUGCGUCGACAAGAGCGAUGGAGAAAUUUCGCGGAUCAUCGGCGGAACUAGCAGCGAAGCGAAAGGUCUGAAAGACCAAGAACCGGAAAUCUCUAUUUGGGAUUGCUGCCGCCGAUGGAUCCAAUCGAGAAUGGAGCUCGGACCGAAGGCACAGAUCAACUUUGUGCGUGGCGCUGGAGAUAGAUUUCCUCCUCAAGGUGGUAAUGGAAAAAAGGGUGGUGGAAAAGGUAGUGGCGCCAAGGGCGAGUCGCAGACACAAACGUGCUCGCGAUGCCACGGUGUCCACCCAGGACCUUGUCCCGGAAACCUCCUCUCGCAGGCAGAGCGAGAAGAAAUAUGGAAUUCCGGAAAACGUUGCAACUACAAAUGUGCAGGACGAGAAUGUGGUGGUCGCAACCACCUUGCCGGAACGCAUAGGCAGUCUGCGCAAAAGCUAAAUGAGCAGAAAGCUGCGCAGCGCGGUAAAGGGAAAGGCACUGGCAAGCAACCAGGCAAGAAAGGCCAGCCACCGCGAAGAACCAACACCAGCGCGGUGACCACCGGAGAACAAGAGCAGCAAGCUGAUGCUGGUGCUGAGGCGUUCUGUCAACCAACCGAUGACGAGACUGCGCGUGGAGUGAUUGCUGCUGCAGUCCACACAGCGUCGACUCCUGGUUGGAGUACAGCUCCUCCUGGUGGCACUACGAAAACAAAGUUUGCAUUUGUUGAUGAUACAGAUGCCAAAGUACCUAUCACGAUUGAGUCGUGCGAGCGUGAGAUUCUCGCGGGGGUGCCUCAGCACUUGCAGAACCCGUGGCUUCUCGAUGGCAGCGAAGAUCACAGUCCUCCUGCUGUCCAGCCGGAUCGUGGGGUCCACGGAGACCAGCCGAUCGCCGAGAUUCAAUUCGAAUGUUUAGCGCGAAAAUUUUGCGAAUUUUCUGAGCAGAUGCCGAACAGGAUCAACAUAGCGGCGGUCAAUAACGGUGAACACCAAGAGAGCGUCAUCAAGAUUGGCGACUCGUGCCAGAGGAUCAAGGAGGACUCCUGCUCUGGUCGUGGUUUGGCGAGUCGUGCUUGGGUGGAGGCUGCUUCGCGUAGCCCUCACACGGACUAUGCAAUUUUGCGUACUUUCAAGGGGCCAGAGGUCGAAUGCUCCGGCUUUGAGACCGGUGCGUCUUCGGUUGUUGCUGACGAAUGCGUCAUGAUAGAAACGCAGCGUGUCGACGUUUCUGGCAGAACGAAGGCGAGGAUCUCGAUUUUUCUCAUCAUCGCGAGUCUUGCAUUUUCGUUGCUGUUCGGUUGGUCGCAACUUGUUGCAGAUCAAGCACAACCGGUCUACGCGUAUGCGGAAGGCGCAAAUGGCAUAACGAUGCCAUACCACGUUGGUACGAAUUACACGAUCCUCGAGGCUGGAGAAGAAACAAGAAUCUAUACGCCUCGUGAUCUCAUCGAACAUCUACCCGAGCAAGGAGAUGUCGACUGGCGGUUCUCUCCUUCGAAUCCUUUUGGUACAGAUCCGUUUCCGCAGGCGGUUAACGUUUUUGCUAGUGCGGCUUUGCAGCGCAAAAAAGCACGCUGGGCGGGUCAGCACGAUUUGCUUCGCAAGGCAAUCGAAGAAGAGGAUCGAAAGCGAGCCUCCUACAGGAAACACGAUAUGUACUCCGAGGAGUACAAGCAGAAUUUGCGCGACUCGGUCGACAAACGAUACGGUCAUCUGCAUCCAGAAGUAGUUGCAGAGAUCAAGAACAUCACCAGCGAGUUCUCCCACCUGCUUUGGCAGAAGAGAAGGGAUGCCCCUUCAAAACGAUUGAAGGAUACGAAUACAAAGUUGAGCUCGACGAGGAGCUCGUCCGAAAACAUGCUAAGGCCUUAG
Amoebophrya sp. A25 is the source of this 3120-nucleotide messenger RNA. Lineage: Eukaryota; Dinophyceae; Syndiniales; Amoebophryaceae. The record is from the annotation of a GenBank genome assembly.